Molecule: messenger RNA, 600 nt
Organism: Penaeus indicus
Lineage: Eukaryota; Metazoa; Arthropoda; Malacostraca; Decapoda; Penaeidae
Exons: 4
Coding region: 1-600 (199 amino acids)
Source: RefSeq, a predicted model, not a curated record
AUGGUGGUUUCUGCAAUGCCCGGGGUCCACGUAUUCAAGGCACACGGUUACUGGACAGGAAUUAAGGAUAUGAAAGAACUAACCAACACGGGUGACAGUCAGGGGAAGGAUUCUUUAUUAUCUACCUCUCGUUCCCAACCCGGAUUACUGUAUGGUCUCCCCAAAGUACACAAACCUAAUGUUCCACUUAGACCCACCGUUUCAUCUUUUGGCACCUUCAACUAUAACACUGCUAAAUGUCUGGUUCCCAUCUUGUCUCCUUUGACUACCAAUCAAUAUACCAUUGAAAAUUCCACAGCCUUUGCUAAUGAAAUCACAUCCCUUGACCUCAAACAACCCGUCAAUAUGGCCAGUUUUGACGUGGAAUCGCUGUUCACCAACGUCCCCCUUCCAGAAACCACUGAUAUUUACCUCCAAACAGACGGGGAAGCAAUGGGCUCGCCACUUGGCCCUUCAUAUGCCAAAACUUUUCUCUGUCACCACGAACUAAACUGGCUCAAAGGAUGCCCAAUUGAAUUAAGACCUAUUUAUUACCGUCGGUACAUUGAUGACACAUUCUAUAUCAAAGUCAAAGUCAAAGUUGGUCCCAUGUUCACGUGA